This is a messenger RNA of Melospiza georgiana, 2299 nucleotides long. It is a transcript of the gene NEUROD2, whose product is annotated as neuronal differentiation 2. Gene Ontology annotation, biological process: nervous system development; regulation of DNA-templated transcription. The transcript is spliced from 2 exons. The coding region runs from base 210 to 1286 and encodes 358 amino acids. Gene Ontology annotation, molecular function: protein dimerization activity. The record is from RefSeq and is a predicted model, not a curated record. NCBI's taxonomy places the organism in Eukaryota, Metazoa, Chordata, Aves, Passeriformes, Passerellidae.
UCUCAUGUGAUAGCUCUCGCGCAUGACGUGCCAACCAUAUGGCACUGGCAGCAGAGCUGGUACCCCCUUUGCUGGGUAGAGAUGCCACUCUCGCCUCCUUUUGGAUAGAGGACUGCAGGAGGCUGGAGCACCUCAAGGAGCCGCGUCCCGCUCCCAGAAGAUGCUGGGAACAAUGAAAUAAGAAUUCCUGCGGUCCGCCCGAAGCCACCAUGUUGACGCGACUUUUCAGCGAGCCCAGCCUGGUCCCCGAAGUCCCGAAAUUCCCCGGUUGGGCCGAGGAGUGCGAGGAGGAUGCCCGGAGCGAGAAGGAGGAGCGGGCGGCCAAGGGCUGCGCCCUCCCCGAGGAGCCGCCCGAGGGUUCGCUGGGAGAGAGCAAGGAGGAAGGGGAGCUAGGAGGGGACGAGGAGGAGGAGGAGGAGGAGGAGGAAGGCCUGGAGGAGGCGGAGGGCGAGCGGCCCAAGAAGCGCGGCCCCAAGAAGAGGAAGAUGACGAAGGCGCGGCUGGAGCGCUCCAAGCUGCGGCGGCAGAAGGCGAACGCCCGCGAGAGGAACCGGAUGCACGACCUGAACGCGGCCCUGGACAACCUGCGCAAGGUGGUGCCCUGCUACUCCAAAACGCAAAAACUCUCCAAAAUCGAGACCCUCCGCUUGGCCAAGAACUACAUCUGGGCUCUCUCCGAGAUCCUGCGCUCGGGCAAGCGGCCCGACCUGGUCUCCUACGUGCAGACUCUGUGCAAGGGGCUGUCCCAGCCCACCACCAACCUGGUGGCCGGCUGCCUCCAGCUCAACUCCCGCAACUUCCUGACGGAGCAGGGCCAGGACGGGGGUCGUUUCCACGGCCCCAACGCCGCCUCCUUCGCCGUGCACCCCUACCCCUACCCCUGCUCGCGGCUGGCCGCGGCGCCCUGCCCGCCCGCCGCCGGCCCCGGGCCGCACGGGCUGAGGACACACGGCUACUGCGCCUCCGCCUACGAGAGCCUCUACGGCAACACCUCCCCCGACUACAACAGCUCGGAGUACGACGGGGGGCUCAGCCCGCCGCUCUGCAUCAACGGCAACUUCUCCCUCAAGCAGGACUCUUCAUCCCCCGACCACGAGAAAAGCUACCACUACUCUAUGCACUACUCGGCGCUGCCCGGCUCCCGCCCCGCCGCUCACAACCUGGUCUUCGGCUCGGCGGGGAUGCGCGGGGGGGUCCACUCCGAGAACAUCUUCCCCUACGACAUGCACCUCCCGCACGAGCGGGGCCCCAUGUACGAGGAGCUCAACGCCUUCUUCCACAACUGACCCCCCUCGUUCCCCUCCCCGAGACCCCCUCCCCAUCGCCGAGGUGGCGGGGACGGGGGGGAGACUCCCCCAAACCCCCCCACCCCACCCCACCCGCGGACCGGCCCCCGGGGCUCCGCCGUGGGCUUUGGUGCAAUAUGGGGACCCGGCCCCGGCGGCGGGUCCCCGCGCCCCGUGGGGACAAAGUGCUUUUUUGGGAGGAUUUUCCCUUUCCCUUAAUUUUUUUUUUUUUUUUUUUUUAAUUCCGGUCGAUUUCGUUGUUUUGAAAAUUUUCGUUAUUUAUUGCUGCUUCUUUUAUUAUUUCACGUAAUUUAUUGGCUUAUUUUAUUAUCAUCGCUGUUAACGUCGCUGUUGUUAUAAUAACUAUCACAGCUAUGAUAACUAUUAUUACUAUUAUUAUUAUUACUAUUAUUAUUAUUAUUAUUAUUAUUAUUAUUAUUAUUAUUAUUAUUAUUAUUAUUAUUAUUAUUAUUAUUAUUAUUAUUAUUAUUUUGUUAUUAAUUUAUUAUUAUUAAUUUAUUUUACAAGGGGAGACGCCCCACACGGGCCGACCCCCCCACCCAGCCCACCGAAACCCCCCCCGCUCCCCAGCGCGACCCUUUGGGUCGAGCCGCUUCGUUUCACUUUUAAUUCGUUUUAAUUCAAUUUUCUACGCUAAUUUUUUUUGGGAAUUUUUUUUCCCCCACCUCCCACCCCCAUUUUGGGCCGUUUCUCCCCCUCCCCAGCCCUGACCCCGACCCCUCCCGGACCCCCCCGGCAUUGGACACCCGCUGCCCCGGCCCGUGGGAGCGAGAGGAGCCCGCGCUCGGCGCGGAGCGAAACUUUCCGAAGCAAUAAAGAGGCGCAGGGAGGAACGAACCCCAAUUUCUAUCUAUGCAAGAGGCCCGGCCCGGCGGACGCUCCGAGAUGCACUUUGCUUUGGGGGGGCCCCGGCCCCGCUCCCCGCCCCGGGAGCUCCUCGCAGCGCGUGUGUCAGGACGUUUUUUACCUGUUUUAAAAAAAAAAAAAAAACU